Messenger RNA from Rotaria sp. Silwood2, 375 nucleotides. The record is from the annotation of a GenBank genome assembly. Lineage: Eukaryota; Metazoa; Rotifera; Eurotatoria; Philodinida; Philodinidae.
AUGACAAUUCACGGUUUAUUGUUGGAAUAUUUGUCUGCGUACAAUAACCAUGAUAUUAAUAAAAUAGUUAGUUUUCUUCAUCCUGAUUGUCGUGUCAUAUUUAAUGAUCAAUUAGCAAUACAAGGUGCUGCAGCAAUGCGACCUACUUAUGAAAAAGAUUUUUUAAAUCCUCAAGCAAGUGCAACUCUUUUAGAGUAUCAUGAAGAUACUAACAAUAAAGAUCGUAUCCGUGUUUUAUUAAAAACACAGGAUAAUCGACUUAUUGAUGUAACAUAUAUAUUCGAAAUGAAAAAAGAUGAUGACAAACUGAACAAUGAAAAAAUGAUUGAACAUAUUAUUCAUUCAGUUAAACUUCAACAAGACUCACAAUCAUGA